This is a messenger RNA of Penicillium subrubescens, 1002 nucleotides long. RefSeq lists its product as uncharacterized. The coding region runs from base 1 to 1002 and encodes 333 amino acids. The record is from RefSeq and is a predicted model, not a curated record. NCBI's taxonomy places the organism in Eukaryota, Fungi, Ascomycota, Eurotiomycetes, Eurotiales, Aspergillaceae. The transcript has 2 exons.
AUGCCGUACAUCGCUGUUUAUAAACAGUUGCCCUUCGAGCGCGAUUCAUAUCUCAAAUCAUUCAUGCGGCUCAUCAUGCGUCCCUCUACCAUGAUCCAUGGUUUGAUGUUUUCCGCAUCAGUCCAUGCCGUCAAGCCUGCAGCUGUCUACAACGGAGGUUUCAACACGACCAACAACAUCGCCCUCCGAAUUGGCAAUGGCGGUGCCGGCCAGAGCGGCCUGAUUGAAGCCCUCGCCAACGCCUUCAUUAAAGGCAGUGUCAAAAACGGCUCAGACCCCUUCGAAAUAGCCUGGUACAAAUCCGACACCACACAGUCAAUAAACUACCUCAAAGACGACACCGUCGACAUCGGCAUAACCUACGCCCCCGCCGCCGAACAAAUCGCCAUCAAAAACGGCAUCGCCAAGUCACCUGCCUGGUACACCUUUCGCGACCACUUCCUCCUCGUCGGUCCCCCGUCAAACCCAGCAAACCUCUCCGAAACACAAGACAUUCAAACCCAAUUCUCAAAUCUCUACACAACUGCUGAAACAGGAAACACCGAUCCCCCCGUGCGCUUCCUAUCUCGCUACGAUAAAUCAGCCACGAAUAUCAAGGAGUCUCAGCUUUGGAUAGAGAUUGGUCAAGUCCCCUGGGCUACUGCGUACUCGACCUGGUACCACCAGUACAUCGCGUAUCCGAUUCAGGCAUUGACGGCUGCGAUUUUGCUAGAUGAGUAUACUAUCACUGAUCGUGGGACGUAUUUGUCUAUACCGACGGAAUUGCAGAGUAAAACUGUUAUUUAUAAGGCUGCUAGUGAUGAUGCGGAGGAUCCUUUGCUUAAUCCGGCUCAUAUUUUGAUUGGAGUGGGUGCGAUGAAUGAGGAGAUGGCGGAUAGGUUUGCACAGUGGGCUAUUAGUGAUGAGGGGCGGGAGGUUAUUACGGGUUUUAAGAAGAAUGGGCAGCAGUUGUAUACUGCUGCUCCGGCUAAUAAGUCUGCUCAGCUUCGAGGGGUGGAAUAG